Molecule: messenger RNA, 1301 nt
Organism: Schistosoma spindalis
Lineage: Eukaryota; Metazoa; Platyhelminthes; Trematoda; Strigeidida; Schistosomatidae
Source: the annotation of a GenBank genome assembly
GUUAGAGAAGUUUUAAAAAUUCCAAUAAACAAUAUACAAUAUGAUAGAUUGUAAUAUAUAUUUAAUUCAAAAUAAUAUUCAUAAGGGAAGUUUUAUAGGUUUAUAGUUUAUUUUUCCUAAGGUUUACUCAACUAAUUAUAAUCUAUCUAUAUCUGAUCAAAUUGUAUUCUUUAGUAAAAUUACAUAUUUUAAUUUUAAUUUUAAUAAUUGAAAUCAUGAGUCAAUUGAAGCUAGACCAUGAUGGAAAAUCUGGAAGCACUAGAUGGUCGAAAUUUUUUUUAUUUUUUAUUUUCUUUCUAACCAAUCAUAUAACAAUCCGUUUACAUUCACUAUUCUUAUUUAAAAUAUAUUCUGUUAUCCAAUUAAAUAUCAAUAAGAUGGGUAUGAAAAAGACGAGAAUAUUUUCAUAAAUUGAAAUAUUAUAGAUUAAGAUCUAUUUUAAGAAUAAAAUUUAAAUAAUUUUUAAUAUAAUGUCAGAUAAAUUUAGUAUUAGUGAAAUAUUGAAAUCAAAUUAUAAUACACAAAUUACAUUAAAUGAUAUACAUAAACCUAUAACAACAAUUACAUCAUCAAUACCAACAAUUCAUAAUCAUAAUUAUUCAAUGACAUCAUCAAUAAUAACAAAUCAUUCAUUGAAUUCAUGUAUAUUAAAAGAUUUUAUCAUAGAUUCUAAUAUAAAACAACCAUUGGAAUUAUUAAUAAAUGAUAAUAAUUAUAAAAGUAUUGAACACAUUUUAAAUUCUGCACAAUUUAAACAAUUUAUAAAUAUAUUAAAAUCCUUUAAAUAUUCAACUAAUAAUAAUCAAUUAUUUGAUGAAUUAAGAACAAAAUAUAUAAAAGAAUAUAAUAUAAUAAAUCCUGUAAUUAUGAAAUAUUUAACAUAUAUAUUUACUAAUAAUUCAAAAGAUUUCAUAAAUGAAUUAACCAAAGAUAAUAUUAUUGAACCAAGACGAAUUGGACAUCCUUAUCAGAGUAGAGUACCUAGAAAACGGAAAAAACCAAGAGCUUCAUUCACAAGAUAUCAAGUGACAGCACUUGAAAGAAAGUUUCGUCAACAAAAGUACUUGGCUUCGACAGAGAGGAAUGAACUAGCAAAGUUGUUGAAAAUGACUGAUGUACAAGUGAAAACAUGGUUUCAAAAUCGUCGAACGAAAUGGAGGAGGCAAACAAAUGAGGAACGUGAAACAGAAUGGAGGGCCACAGGACGUUUUUUAAUAAGUUUACAUUCUCAGCUGAAUUUACUUAAAGAAAACUUACAUACGAGUAACAAUCAAACAUUUUAUUCCACAGUGAGUGGUUAG